Messenger RNA from Melospiza melodia melodia, 1155 nucleotides. Its product is annotated as olfactory receptor 14J1-like. The record is from RefSeq and is a predicted model, not a curated record. Gene Ontology annotation, cellular component: membrane. NCBI's taxonomy places the organism in Eukaryota, Metazoa, Chordata, Aves, Passeriformes, Passerellidae. Bases 16 to 1155 code for a protein of 379 amino acids. Gene Ontology annotation, molecular function: odorant binding; olfactory receptor activity; G protein-coupled receptor activity. The transcript has a single exon. Gene Ontology annotation, biological process: G protein-coupled receptor signaling pathway.
GCCCAGAGUUAAGGAAUGUCCAACAGCAGCUCCAUCAGGCACUUCCUCCUGCUGGCAUUGGCAGACACGCGGCAGCUGCAGCUCCUGCACUUCUGCCUCUUGCUGGGCAUCUCCCUGGCUGCCCUCAUGGGCAACGGCCUCAUCAUCAGUGCCGUAGCCUGCGGCCACCACCUGCACACGCCCAUGUUCUUCUUCCUGCUCAACCUGGCCCUCACUGACCUGGGCAUGAUCUGCACCACUGUCCCCAAAGCCAUGCACAAUUCCCUCUGGGACACCAGGACUAUUUCCUACACUGGAUGUGCUGCACAGGUGUUUUUCUUUGCCUUUUUCAUUGCAUCAGAAUUUGCAUUUCUGACCAUCAUGUGCUAUGACCGCUACGUGUCCAUCUGCAAACCCCUGCACUACGGGACCCUCCUGGGCAGCAGAGCUUGUGCUCACAUGGCAGCAGCUGCCUGGGCCAGUGCCUUUCUCAAUGCUCUGCUGCACACAGCCAAUACAUUUUCCCUGCCCCUGUGCCACGGCAAUGACCUGGGCCAGUUCUUCUGUGAAAUCCCCCAGAUCCUCAAGCUCUCAUGCUCACACUCCAGCUUAAGGGAAGUUGGGCUUCUUGCGGUCACUUUCUGUUUAGGUUUUGGUUGUUUUGUGUUCAUGGUUUUCUCCUAUGUGCAGAUCUUCAGGGCUGUGCUGAGGAUCCCCUCCGAGCAGGGACGGCACAAAGCCUUUUCCACCUGCCUCCCUCACCUGGCUGUGGUCUCCCUGUUCCUCAGCACUGACACAUUUGCUCACCUGAAGCCCCCCUCCAUGUCCUCUCCAUCCCUGGAUGUGGCAGUGUCCGUUCUGUACUCGGUGGUGUCUCCAGCCCUAAACCCCCUCAUCUACAGCCUGAGGAACCAGCAGCUCAAGGAAUCUCUCAGGAAAGCUGUGACUGGAUGCUUUUCAGCCUUUUCAUUGUCCCAUAAGAGCCCUCACAGUGCUUUGCAUUGGGAGCCCCAAAGGAGCUGGAAACACACCCCUGCUUUGGCUCCUGCUGUCUCUCAGCAUUCUCCCUCUGUAAAGGGGCUGCAAGUGGGUCAGAUCCUGGGAAGGGCCAGCAGGCCAGAGACCCAGAUUAACCAAAGAGAUAUUCCAGACUGUGUGGCCCCAGUUCUGGUAUAA